ACAGUCACGGAGGAAAACAACCAUGAGGGAAAUGGCCCCGGGGGGUUUGCGUGUGGCGGGCGGGGGCCGGGCCGCUUCCCGCCGAGGGGCAGCCCUGCGCGCCGGCUCCCGCCCAGCGUCCCGGGACGCCGCUGGGUCGCCAUCCCCGUCUCCGCCACGGCCGCCACAAGCCCAGCUUCCCUUUGACAGAAGUGCUCUCAGCUUUCUCAUUGGCCUGAUGGAAGAUGUGUACCACUUGGCUCCUUUGAAGGUGAGGAGGAUUCCUGCAUGUCCUCCCUGCAGUCCACAAGUGAGAGCUGUGACUGAACUUUGAGCGGUUCAGUCGAAGUCUCGGUGCCAUCAACCGGUGUCUGCCUUCACGUUCUCUCUGCCUGCAGGAAUCACAGGGGUUUCUACCUUGGUGAAGAUAUUCUGGGCAAGUAUUGGCUUGAAAGCUGCUUUUAGGAUGUCUGAAGAUGAUGAAAAAGUUAAGCUCCGUCGAAUUGAACCUGCCAUUCAAAAAUUCAUUAAAGUGGCAAUUCCAACAGAUUUGGAGAGGUUAAGAAAACACCAAAUAAAUAUUGAGAAGUAUCAAAGAUGCAGGCUCUGGGACAGAUUGCACGAAGAGCACAUUAAUGCAGGACGAACCGUUCAGCAACUCCGAGCCAACAUGAGAGAGAUGGAGAAACUCUGUUUGCGAGUCCGACAGGAAGACAUCCCAGUUCUGCAGAGAAUGAUAAAUCCAGUCAAAGAGGAAGCUUCAUUUGCCAUAAAAGACUUCCUGCAGCUCCAUUCUGAAUCUGCAGAAGAACUUAAAAAGCAACUUGAAAGACAGGAGGAUGCCUCUUUAACCAGAUCUGCAACUGUAGGAGGAGAAACUUUAUCUAACACAGAAGUGAAGGACGGCUCCCAAAGUUUAAUCCAGAUCUACUCCCGCCUUCCCGAAAUACCUCAGGAAGAAAACGCAGCUGAGUCCUGGGAAACUUUAGAAGGGGACUUGAUUCAGCUCAGUCAGUUGGUGACUGAUUUUUCUCUCUUAGUCAGCUCGCAGCAGGAGAAGAUUGACAGGAUUGAAGACCAUGUCAACAGUGCUGCUGUGAAUGUUGAAGAGGGAACCAAAAACUUGGGGAAGGCUGCAAAAUACAAGCUGGCAGCGCUGCCUGUGGCAGGUGCAGUCAUUGGUGGAGUGGUGGGGGGUCCUAUUGGUCUCCUUGCAGGCUUCAAAGUGGCAGGAAUUGCAGCUGCGCUUGGUGGUGGGAUUUUGGGUUUCACAGGUGGAAAAUUGAUACAAAGAAGAAAACAAAAAAUCAUUGAGCAGACCUCUUCCAGCUGUCCGGAGCUUUCUCGCCAAAGUGCCAAAAAAUCCAGCUGAAGUAGAGAUUCGUUUUGACUCAGAACAAACGUGUAGUAGCCGUGCUAAUGACAGACUCUGCAGCCUUUUGCUGUAGAUACAAGGCUGAGUUGUGUGAAUUGUUGACAACAGCACUGGUACUUGGCAGGGGUGAAACGGUCAUGUCGGAAUUUCGCUUUUCAGAUGUGGUGACAUUGGUCCUUUGGAUAUUAUAUAGAUAACUUUUAAUUAUAUAUUUCUUAGGUGAACUGUAUGCACAGCUGUAAUGAUGGGUGACAGGUGCUUCAUGCCAAAUUUGCACAAAGUGUCUUACAGACAAUACAGGGAGGUAUUUGGAAAACCCUAGUGCUGUCCCACGAACGCCACCCGGAAGCUGGAGCUUUUAUUACAGUGCUCUAAAGAAAAGGAAAUAAGCUCCAUCUAUCUUUUAUUGCUGUAGUACUUUAUAUUUACUUUCAUUUAUCUGGAAUCCCAAACUCAUCCUCUGUAUACCCCCAGGAUAUGACUGGCUGUGCCUGUUCAGGAACGCACAGGGAAGCCUUAACUGCCAUAGGAAAAGGUGAAAAUGUUGGGUGAGCAAUGUGGGAAAAAAAAACCCCUCAUGUAUAUUCCACAUCUGCCACUGUCAGCCAAAUGAGCUCAGUAUCAUAAGCAGCUUUCCCCUUCUGGUACUGUUGGGUUUUUUUGUUUGUUUGUUUAUUUUUUUAAUUUGUAAACUCCUCAUCUUGUUCAAAGUCUAGUCAAGAAUUAAACAGUCAAAGCAGCAACGGUGCAGGACUGCUAGUGGAGAAUACUUUUCCCUGGCUCUUGAGCUCCUUGGCGUGUCCUGAGAACACUGUCCAGGAUGAAGUGACAUGAUCUGGCGUUCUGAGCCCAAAGCCUCAGUUUACUUAAGCAGCACCUAGCCAUUGCCCUUGCUUCUCAUCUCCUGUCACCAGCAGCGCUCUGCUGGGAGAGCUAAGUGGCUUCCCCAGAAGCAGCCUUUAGUGUCUCUCAAGGGUGGCAUUAGGCACCAGCUCAAAGGGUGGUGAAGCAGCGACGCACUUCAAAUGGUGCCAGCGUCAGCUGACAGCCCAGAUGAUGGGUCUGUUGUGCAAAUGCACACCUCCUGCACGCUGUUCCUUCAGUUCUGAAACUUCUGCUCCCACUUGCACUGUAGAGCAGCCUCUCAGCCUUUUCCUGAGUUUGGGACAUGCUGUGGAGCCUGGAUGGGGUGAGAUGCUGUUAGCUCUUCUGCUGGCUUAUUAUAGCGGGUGCCUGUUCCUCUUACCAUCCCUAUUUUGCUGCUUAAGACUUUUGCUUCUGAAACUUCCAUUUUUUUUAAAUACAGGACUGUUAAUGUGGUUUUAUUGUUACUUAAUCACACUGUUGUCACAUAAUCUACUGUUCAGCACAUAGUCCUACCUCCAUCCUUCCAGGACAGUUCCCAUGCUAUUGCUGCUGCUGUUCAGGGGAACAGAAAUUGAGGCUGGGAACCUGCUUUUUAAAAGUUUUUAAAUUGUUCAAUUCAUCCUGAGCUCUGCUUGAGUCCAGUUUUAUUAGGUGACUGCUGAAGUCAGUGUUCGGUGAUAAGGCUCCCUAACAGGGAAUACUGUAUAAGGAAGCAGACUGUAGAAAGAGCUCCCUUUUCUUUGCCAAUGCUUUGAUACCAUUAUUGGAAAUAACUGUCUGCUAAUGAGAGGUGAUAGGGUUUUGUGUCUAGAGACACUGUAAGCAACUGUUAGUUACAGCACAAGUAUCUUUUUCUGAACAGUUCUUUCUUAAUACUUUUAAGAUGCAAUUGAAAUUGCUGUCAAUCAGAGCACCGUGUCUAUUUUAAAUAGGUCUGAGGCUCAGGGAAGCAACGUGUGCAGGAAUAGUUUUCACAAGUAAUUGUGAACGUUGUCAAAACGGCGUGAGUUAGAGCCACAGUGCCUACAUCUGUAACAUCAGCUGGAGUGGAAAGUGGAGUGUAAAAUCAGCUGGAGUGGAGUAAUUCGGCUCAUUUGCUCCUGUCAGGCAAAAAAAGCGCUUUUCUUCACAUGCAUCUACUUUGGAUGUAAACACAUGAAAUGCCGUUGUAACAACUUCAUACUAAGGCUGUUUAUUCCUUUGAUAUGUAAUUUCUACAUUUAAAGGAAGAAACUAAGGAUAAAAGCGUUAUUAAUCAGAAUCUCUGGUUGAUUCUUUGAAUAAUUUUGAAAAAGCCAUCUCUGCUUUCCUUCUCUAUGCUUCGAAACUGUGUGCAUUUAAAUACCAGCAGCCACAUCAGAGCCGUCGAGGGCUCCACCCUCUUCCCCCACGCUGGACUGAUGCCAGGACAAUCUAAAGUCAUCAAACUGAAUUCCUGCCACAGCUUAUACAAAUUCAGCCUGGUAUGUGCUCAUUUUAUGAAACAUCUAGCACAAAAACUAUUCUUCCUCCUUCCAUCUUUAAGGAAGCAAUUUCAGAACCAUGUACACACUAGACUUGGAAGACUAUUAUUUAAGCUAUGAUUUUUUAAAGAUAGAUGGGUUAUUUACAUAUGUGAAAAAAGACAGGCAUCUGAGUAACCAAACUAGCAUUUAAAUUGCUAGGUGUGUAAGAUAUAGAUCAUUCUUUCAGACCAAAUAAAAGUUCUUGCCUACAA
This is a messenger RNA of Calidris pugnax (ruff), 3938 nucleotides long. RefSeq names its product syntaxin 17 (gene STX17). Gene Ontology annotation, cellular component: SNARE complex; autophagosome membrane; endomembrane system. Bases 446 to 1351 code for a protein of 301 amino acids. The record is from RefSeq and is a predicted model, not a curated record. Gene Ontology annotation, biological process: exocytosis; vesicle fusion; intracellular protein transport. Gene Ontology annotation, molecular function: SNAP receptor activity; SNARE binding. Lineage: Eukaryota; Metazoa; Chordata; Aves; Charadriiformes; Scolopacidae. The transcript is spliced from 9 exons.